Sesamum indicum (sesame) is the source of this 987-nucleotide messenger RNA. The record is from RefSeq and is a predicted model, not a curated record. NCBI's taxonomy places the organism in Eukaryota, Viridiplantae, Streptophyta, Magnoliopsida, Lamiales, Pedaliaceae.
GUAAAUGUGGUUAAUCCUGCCAUGGAUAAAGCGUUGUUGCUCCUGGAGGAGUUUGCUGUUGAUGCACAAAGUGGAAAAGUCUCUAAAGAUAGAUUACGGUUUGGUGCUCCUUGGAGGCAUCCCCCCAAAACAGAUAUCCAAUCAUGGGCUAAAAUUCAGCUAAUGGACUUUGUUCAGUCUCUAGUUGGUGCAGAAUUUGGGGUUAACUAUCUUGCUGAUUGUAGCCUUGAGUUCUUCGAUGAUCCUGCUGCCAUUGCGCUGCUAGAGGUUGGUUUGUUGUAUACCCAACGAGACCCAUCCUUUAUUCGCCCCAUCAGCCGUGGCAUUCAGAGAUGCCUUGUUAGAUGGCUUGUUCAAGAACGGAUAGGUCUGAGCUUCAAGAGUUCCAUCCAGUACCACUGGCAGCGGAUUAUACGAGGCCGAAGCUAUCGCCAUUUGUUGUUACAAGAAGGAUACAAGUAGUGGACAGCAGUUGGCCCUCAACAUGGAACGACUUCACUCUGUGCUGAUCGAACAAGCCACAGAUGCAAGUCAGACUACAAAUUUGUGGCUAUGCGAAUGUUCAGUUUACUUAGGACACAAAUUUCUGAAGACCCUUCAAAGAACUCGAGUUUGCGAUACCUUACUUUAGUAUACAACACUCUAAUCUGCCGAUUGAAAGCUGAUCUAUAGAGAAACACAUGUUCUAUUCAGAAUGAUUUAUAUGUAAAGAGGAAUUUAGUUACACUAUUCUGCCUUUCUUUGGUUUUACUUUUGACGUGUUUUGUUAUUUAAGUUUUUGUAAGAUAGAUAGAGAGAGAGAGAGAGAGAGAGAUAUGUCGUAUGCAGUUUUUUGCAAAUUUAUCAGUAUAUUUGGUUUUGUAAUUUAGUUAGGAAGAGACGAAUAAAAGUAAGGUAAAACAGCUUCUUGAAUUUUGUAUUUUACGAGAACUUAGGCAAAUGUUAUUCCUGAGACAGUUAGAAAAUGGAAACAAAUAGUUGUGUUUA